AUGUCGUUUUUAUUUGGAGUAAACCACCGGAUGCGUAUCUCUAUGUGUUCGUUUCUGACACGUGGAUUUCGUACUUCGUCUUUAAAUUGGACUGAUAAAGCCUCUAAAUUUGGUUCGAACAAGAACAUUGGUUCAAAGAUCGGAGACGAAAAACUCCUUGAAGAAAUUGUUAAUUCUGAUGAUACCUCAUCUACUGGCGAUAUAUUAAAUACCCGUACGCUGAGACGAAUGUACGGGGAACAAAUACAAGAGUUCGACGCCAAUAUGAAAAACAUGCUUGAGCUGAAAUUUAAGGAGGAAAUACCUAAAGUAAAAAGUUACAAUGAAGCACAUGGAAUAGAUGCUUUACAACGAAUGAAAGUAAACCCAGUUGCGAAUGAUAAUUUACUUUUCAGUGACUUCAUAUCAGUUGGUAUUCUUGAAAAGGCAGUCAGUUUGUAUUUAAACUCCAAAGAACCGACAGAAUUUCAGAAAAGACUUUUAGCGCUAAUGACAGGAUAUUUAAGCACGAUAGCAAAAGGUGAUCAAGGUAGUGGUAGAACUUUUGGCUUAAUAAUAGCAGCCUUGAAUUUAAAGAGAAAUAAACGUCGGGGGGAAGGAAUAAAUUCACUAAUAUUGGUUAAAUCGACGGAUAAUGUGAUACAAUACAGAAAGUUCAUAAAAGGAAUAAUAUCAAAGAUGGAUAUACCCUCUAAUGUUCAGGCAGACAUACCCACAGUUGCUCAGUUUCUUUAUCGAUCGACUGAUGAAGAAGAAUUAAAGCAACAGAUAACACUUGGAGAAUUCCCAACACCACACAUUCUUGUAUCAACCCCACAAAGACUAUUGGAUUUACUCUCCACGAGGGGAAUGGAUUUCGUAAAAAUUGCAAACUUGUCUGCUAUUUUCGUGGAUGAUUUUGAUUGUAUGGUUGAUCCUGAAACUUAUAUCGACACAAAAAGACAGCUUCCUAUAGUACAACUUCUCAGUUACGUCGUUAAGCUUCAAGAUUACAGGCGAUCUCAUAAUGAGCCACAUCCGCAAUUGGUCUUUACUGUUUCCAAUUUAUGCACAAAUCAACUUAAAUUCCAGAUCAGGGACGAAAUGCAAUGGUUUGACUGGGAUCGCUACGCUGAUAUCGGUUUAUAUAACGGUGUCACCGACUUGCCAUCCCGUAAAGGUAUAGCCACCAAUAUUGGGGUAAGCUGUGUCCUAGUUAAUCCAUAUAUUAGUGGCGAGUCAAAGAAUGGAUCGAAAUUCAAGGUUCAACUGUUUGAUAUGACGCCAUUUCAGUAUGGAAAUUUUCCUGAAUACUGGAAGAAUAAGAUUUUUAGGUGUCCUCACGGGAACGAUGGCUACUACAGAAAAGUUCGGAAUGUUAAAAAGUCUCGGAUGACGAGUGAAGUUAGAGAGAUGUCCACAAAAAUUUUGAUUCAUGGUUUUAAUAAACUUGUUAAGAAAGUAGAUGGUUUAAAGAACGAAAAAAUAUUGGUGGUGUUCCCAGAUGAUGUUUCGGAUAAAACUGUUCUUGCGUUACUCAACAAAUCUAAAAUAAGGGCCAAACUAUAUAAUCCAUCUGAGGAUUCCACAUUUUUUCUUGAAGCAGAUUCAAAUGAGCAGUCAAGCAUACUUCUUAUACAUAGUGGCUCAUUGACAAGUCUGACAUUCAAUGGUUUAAGGAACAUCGUUGUAUUAGGGUUGAACACAAUUAGAGACUGUAAUGAAUUUAUUACUUUAGCUGGAAGGCUGAGAUACAAUCCCUCAGGUUUAGUUCCAGCUGCAUUUUAUCCUCCGUUUGGGGAAACUUCAAAUGGUCCUGUGCAAUGCAGAAUUUAUAUAUUGCAUGAGCAGCCUGAUUUUGAGUUUGUGGAAAGGAAUUUCCUAGAAAGGGCAUUCAUAAGGUCAGGAUUGGUACAGCAAUUUUCUGCUGUUGGUGUCAGUGAAUCCGGUUUUGAUAGAAAGCAGUAUGAUGAAGAGUUCAAAAGUGAUUACGAAUUUCACAGCCAAAGCUAA
This is a messenger RNA of Brettanomyces bruxellensis, 1992 nucleotides long. RefSeq lists its product as uncharacterized. NCBI's taxonomy places the organism in Eukaryota, Fungi, Ascomycota, Pichiomycetes, Pichiales, Pichiaceae. The record is from RefSeq and is a predicted model, not a curated record. The transcript has a single exon. Bases 1 to 1992 code for a protein of 663 amino acids. Gene Ontology annotation, molecular function: ATP binding; nucleic acid binding.